Molecule: messenger RNA, 741 nt
Organism: Puccinia triticina
Lineage: Eukaryota; Fungi; Basidiomycota; Pucciniomycetes; Pucciniales; Pucciniaceae
Exons: 2
Coding region: 1-741 (246 amino acids)
Source: RefSeq, a predicted model, not a curated record
AUGAAGCUGCCACUCAGGACUAUUCCAGACCAUUGCACCACGUUCCCCUUGAGGUCCAGAGCUAGCCCUCACCACAAAAUACCGAGAUACAUGGCGAAACGACCGUUGUUGACCAUCCAGAUCCCGUCUCUAAUCGAUCGAGUCGGAAAAGACGAACGGACACAUGAAGUUUCGUGUUUUUCUCCCUUCACACCGGACGGCUCGAGCUCUGGAUCAUUGUCUGCUACUUCGUCGACCGGACUGGGGAAGACGGGAGACGCCCAACGGGACACGGUGGAUGACAUCGAUGAGCAGUCGAUUUCGAACGUGAUGGAGGACGAGGGAGAUGAGAACAGUCAGCCUACCACGUCGCGAUUCGGAACUCGCUGGUCACGUCGUCUUCAGCAUGGCUGCUUGCAGUCGAUGUUCCAGCAAGGCCAACGAACCCCAACCCGGCGAAAACGCCUCUCGAUGAUCACCGUUUCACCUUUCUCCGCUAUCGAACUCCAUCCUAAUCGCCGCACCUCUCCUCAACCCUACAAUGGCCAUUCCAACAGCCGCCGCACAUCAAACCCGUUUGAUUAUCUGAGCUUGCAUCGUCACUCCAAAAUUGCCAUCAGCCCCACCAACCACGAUAAAACACCCACCCAGCUCGUCAUUCGCCCUGUCGUCCCCGUCCUAGUGUCGUCGCCACUGGAGAGUCUGAACUGCCUCAAAACCCCCAAAAAUCUUAAUGCCCCCUGGAGCUCUACUACCUGUUGA